CGUUUGCAGUAGCUAAGACCAGUUGACGAUUUUUCCAAACGUGCAUGCAGUGCCGCGAUCCUGUGGCACAGUUUUCAUUAUUUGACUAUUGAAUUACGCUUACGCAGCUUGUCAUACUUGUAAUACAGCACAGUACAAUAAGAGAAGAUCAUGAGAAACAACCGCAGGGCAGGGCGCCAACUCUCUGUAGAGAGAGAGAGAUUCAUGAAGGCGGGGGUACGAUGUUUGCCACGGCCACCAGUAACCUUGUCAAGGAGAUAGACCCGGAAGGGUGCCUGAUCCCAGUGUCCCGCCUGAACGACUCAGACAAGCUGGUCCCCCUGUCGCUGGUCAUCAGGCGCAAGCGCUUCUGGUUCUGGCAACGACCCAAGUACCUGACGUCCGACUUCACCCUGAGCGAUGUGCUGAACGGAGACAAGCCCAUCAAACCAGUGGUUGUGGAGACUGACUUCUUGAAGUAUGCGGGGACAUUUGGGGACAAACUGUCGGGAAAGGUGGAUGGAGGGGUAGGACCAGCAAACUUCAGCCUGGAGGGCAAAGGCUCAUCCAAACUGCAGUCCUCCUUUGGCAGCCUGAAGAAGCAGGAGGUGGACGUCCAGAAACUGCUGCUGGACUCCAAGGAUAGAGUGCUGAACCUGGAGCACAGCCUGGUGAAUCAGACCCUGGGGAAGCACAGUGAGGCCUUUGCCAUUCUGAAGGAGAGGAUUGUGACGUCCCAGCAAUGCUCCGUCACUGAGGAGGUCCUGGAGCAGGGUGACUGUGCCGGCUUCUUCACCAACAAGAUCAUAAAGGUGUCGGUGAACGAAAACGAAAACGCGCAGCAGGACAGCAGCGUUUCCCUGGAGAUUCCCGCUCAGACCGUCAUCGCCUACAGCGUCAUCGAGCUGGAGGUGAAAUGCGGCGGACAGUUCGAGCUUUGCCUGCAGCCAGACACCAUUGGGGGAUUUAAAGUGGACAGCCCCAAAAAAGCCAAAGACGCAGUCGAUGGGCGGCUCGUGAAGGCUGUGGGGUGCAACCCAGCGGGCACCACGGCGACUCCUGCCCUACAGAGAGAACUGGAGAAGCUGCAGGCUCACUUCCAGCAGCUAGCAGAUCUCCCGGCAGCCACCCGGUCCACACUGCUCCAGCUCCUGAUAACCAUCAUGUUGGACAGAGUGGCGCUCGCCGCCCUGGAGAGUGGGCUGGACCAGCUGUGCUGUGGUGGGACACCUGACCUCUGUGAGCUGCAGGACUCGCCCACCCUGAAGCAGACAGUCCAGGAGGUUCUGGACCUGGUGCAGCAGUCCCAUCAGAACCAGAGUGAUGGACAGUCCGGUGGGACACACCCUAGGUCCCCGGUCCUUACUGCCACUCAUGUUACAGUCAGCGCCAUGGCAGAGAUGACCGAGCCUGCUCUGAUUCACUUGGGAUCCUGCAGUCCUCGGUUCCUGCUGGCCCUGCAGCAGCUGGUGCACUGCUUGGCUGGAGGUGGGGAGCUGAGUCUGCAGGACCCUGCACUGUCCCAGCUGGUGGAGGAGGGGGAGGGGUACCAGAGGGCAGAGCAGCUGUUCUCCUGCUCCGGGGCGACCCUGCAGAGAGAGGCCAGCACGCUACGCGCGGAAACGGGGCCCCAAGCAAAACUCCGCCCCCUGGUCAUGUGCAUCUCCGUACAAGGCCUUGCAUCCCUGUGCACAUAGUGUGUGUAUGGGGCUGGGAAAUUGUGUUCUUUGUGUUUGUGCGUGUGCAGUAUGUGCUGUCCAGUUGUCCAUAGAUGUCCAGACACUCCUUUAGCAGUCAUCUCCUCCACUUUGAUGAUUUCACGUCCCUACCUCCUGGAGAAACUCAGCUGGAGCCCCCUACUGGACAAAUGCUGACACUAACAGUCAUGUGAAGCUUAAUUUUAUAUAAACUUUCAUCCCAAUGUUGAAAAAUUAACACCAAGCUAUUAUUACACCUCAAUAUAAUGUUAUUUAAAUCCAUUUGAAGCAAUCAUGAUAUUCAGAAAAAAAAAAAAAAUGAAGACAUGGGUGGGUGUAUGGAGGUGACUGGUUCAGGGCAGGGAAAGACAUCCACAGCCAUUUCCAAUAAAAGACCAAAGACUUUAUGUAUACAUUCAUUUGCAAAAUCACAGUGAAGGUAAUGGUAAGGUAAUUCGGUAAUAAGUGUUUUUACGGGUUUAAAAACGUUAUUUUUAACUACCAUUAAACAAUGUAUUCAGCUUUACAUUGUGAGUUGACACAUUUUAUUGUACAUGCAUUUACCAUUUCUUGACUUUGGUCUUUUUUAAACAACAUGAAGACUAAACUUUCCUCCACCCUGAAUCGUCAAAUAUUCAAUUCACUGUCAUAUUUCACAUUUUUGGACAAAAUAAAAACUGCAUUUGUGAGUUUGUCUGGCAUAUCUUAUCCAGACUUUAAGGACUGUACUCCCUGGUGUGCAUAUGCAUGUUCAAAAUAAAACCCAUAUUUAUAAUCGGCUGAAAA
Molecule: messenger RNA, 2462 nt
Organism: Conger conger (European conger)
Lineage: Eukaryota; Metazoa; Chordata; Actinopteri; Anguilliformes; Congridae
Gene: gsdmeb
Product: gasdermin Eb
Exons: 10
Coding region: 222-1676 (484 amino acids)
Biological process (GO): programmed cell death
Cellular component (GO): cytoplasm
Source: RefSeq, a predicted model, not a curated record